UAAUAUAUAUAAAUAUUACUUCUUUUAUAUUACAAAAACUUAAUAUAUUACUAUUUUCAUUAAUUUUAAUCGCUAUGAAUGCAGUCGCAUGGAUGGACGUUGCUUUGAAAAAAGCUGCAGCUUCAUUGAAAGUUGGCGAGGUUCCAGUUGGUUGUUUAUUCAUAUAUAAUGAUCAAAUUAUUGCAGAAAGUAAUAAUACUGUUAAUGAAACCUGUAAUGCAACUAGGCAUGCAGAAAUGAAUUGCAUUGAUCAAGUUUUAACAUACUCUAAGGAGAAAUUCUUAGAUUAUAAAGAAGUAUUCUCAAAUAUAGACAUCGUGGUUACUGUAGAACCAUGUAUAAUGUGUACAUCAGCAUUAUACCAAUUAAGAGUCCGCAGUAUUAUUUACGGUUGUAAAAAUGAUAGGUUUGGAGGUUGUAUUAGUGUAUUCAAAGUACCUAAUGUUUAUGACACUAAAGUAACUGUAUUAGGAGAUAUAAAAAGCGAUGAAGCUAUAAGUUUACUUAAAAAUUUUUAUGAAGGUACAAACCCAAAUGCACCGGAGUCGAAAGCUAAGAAAAAUUUCAAAAAUUGAAGACCAAUAAUAAUAAUAAUAA
This is a messenger RNA of Polistes dominula (European paper wasp), 597 nucleotides long. Its product is annotated as tRNA-specific adenosine-34 deaminase catalytic subunit ADAT2. Gene Ontology annotation, cellular component: cytoplasm; nucleus. Gene Ontology annotation, biological process: tRNA wobble adenosine to inosine editing. NCBI's taxonomy places the organism in Eukaryota, Metazoa, Arthropoda, Insecta, Hymenoptera, Vespidae. Gene Ontology annotation, molecular function: tRNA-specific adenosine-34 deaminase activity. The record is from RefSeq and is a predicted model, not a curated record.